Spirometra erinaceieuropaei is the source of this 1861-nucleotide messenger RNA. The record is from the annotation of a GenBank genome assembly. Lineage: Eukaryota; Metazoa; Platyhelminthes; Cestoda; Diphyllobothriidea; Diphyllobothriidae.
AUGCCCAUACUCUCCAUACGCACCGUCGGGGAGGCAUCUCUUGUGCUCUUCAGUGAUCAGGCCGACCGCUUUCGUAUUUAUGCUGUCGCUGAUGCAAGUCACUGGGAAUCCUCCUUCGGUUUGGCAGUGUCUUGAAGUACUAUAUUUCCAGAUGUCGCUGAGGUCGUUAGGCAGUCGCCAACAAAAGAAAGUCCGCAGUCAGCAGAUUACUUAUCCGAGCUUGUAACUGCAUUUGACGAUCAAUCAGAGUCCUUUACGUUUUCGCCUGCGGGUCCUGAGGCGCGUGUUAUGUGGGAACAGUACCUUGCUGAUGGCAUAAAGGUAGGCAAUCACUGUUUCUAACCGCAGAACGUUUGGCAGGUUCUAAAGGGCGAGUUCCGCCUCAGGAAGGCCGACUCUCUGGAAUCUGGUGUACGUCAGGUGCUGAGUUUGUGUAAAGACUGUCUGUUUUCCCAACGUCAGGAGAUAUCCUGUCUCCGGAAGGAAAAUUCGGAACUUCGAUUGGCUGCUGAAUCUGCCGUACAGGUAUGCCCAAUGCGUAAAAAACCAUCUUUCCCAACAGAAAUACUCUGACGCUGUUGUAGAGGCUAGUCGCAAGGAGGAGCACAUGUACGCUGUGUUUGCUGCUCUGCUAAAUGCCAAAAAAGCCAAAAUUCGUGCCCUGGAAGAAGGCAGUUGUCCGGCCGCCACAAAGAGGAAAAAAGAAGCGCACUCCCCCUCCGCAAUGCAGGUGGACGUACCCUCCGAAACUCGCGAAGCCCCGGAUGAGGAAGACGAGGACUUCGCUUCCGUCCCACAGCUCUCGACUAAGGGGCUUGCUGAGAAGCUUUCAAAGCACAGUCCUCGGAAGCCCGUGUCUGAAAGGUACGGUUUGUCCCCUCACACCUCUAAGGACUGCAUUGGCCAACGAAAACCAGUUCUCGUUUGUGGUUAUCGCGGCUACAGUCUGUCGCAUACUUCUUAUUUAACAUACGGCCCCAUUUAAUCCUUCAGAGGGUGGUGACUUCCGGAUCACGUCCUGGAGAUACCCGAGUCUUGAUAGAGUUUGUAAGAUGCAGUCGGCCGGGCUGACUACUGUCGGUGCGUACGUAGUACACCAACCCUGGUCGGUAAUCCGAAGUGGCGGCGUGCCUGCCACCGACCUGGGAGUACUGGUCUACGAAUGGGUAUCCCGGACAUCUAUAGGACAAGCCAGGCUAUAACUACUCCUUCCUAAUGUGGCUUCUGCGGCACACGUGAGAUUCGAACCGCUCCUACGGAAGCCUAGCACAUUUGGUGCGGACCGCGUCGUGUGUGGCACGCGUAGACGGCCUGUGUAGUUUUGUCAGCCACUGCGUCCGCGUCUACCCUCAGUCGUCUCGUCACUUUCCUGCCAUCGGAGCCUGGUGAGGGAGAAGGUAGCGCGAUAGGAGUUGCGGAAGUCUGCCCCUGUACAAAUUAAUUUGCGUGCAAGUCACCAUCCCAGGCGCCCACCCUGAUAUAGGGCACACGAUGGAUGUCGUCACCCGCUACGGUCGGACUGUCAAGCGGGCGUCUGGUCCGGUUGGCAUCGCCCACCAACUAGCCUGUCACUUCACGCGUAAUAUCUACGGUUGAUGUAGCCACGAACGGCAAGCAAAAUGGCUUGGGACCUCUACGUGACCACAAGCCGAGCCUCUGGUAGCCAUCUUAGAGCUAUUUAAGGUCGUAUAAACGGGUCUCUUAUGCACAAGCUCAGAUAAAUCGACUCUUUGAAGGGCUUUUCCCACACCCCCAGGGGCUGUGUACGUUGUAUACACUGUUCUUACUUAAUUUUAGGACCAGGAAACCCUUGCCGCCGGCCGUCAUCGGCGAAGAAAUCAGCCUGGACGACUUGGCCUGA